AUGGUGCUAGUGCAUUCCCCAGGACGCGUGGCAGUGCUCCGGAGAAGACGCUCGGGCACGCUGAUGCCCCGGGUAAAAUUCUGGAACAUUCAGGAGACCAGCGACAGCGAGCGACUGAGUGACGUCCGCCACACGCAGAAUUCCUCCGGAGAAGCUGCCAGUAAGCUGCCCCCGAGCGUACGCUUUCCUUUCGCAUUUUGCGUGGUUGUCCACGUCAGAGAAGCGUUUGCUCUGAAACGGGGAGGAACGCGUCAGUACGCCACACGUGAACCCUCCACGAAGCCCCUCGUGCGAGCGUUCAGGAGACAAAACGCAAACAACGGCUGGCGCAACAUUGUGGCGUAG
Rangifer tarandus platyrhynchus (Svalbard reindeer) is the source of this 345-nucleotide messenger RNA. The record is from the annotation of a GenBank genome assembly. Lineage: Eukaryota; Metazoa; Chordata; Mammalia; Artiodactyla; Cervidae.